Messenger RNA from Trichoderma gamsii, 1302 nucleotides. RefSeq lists its product as hypothetical. Gene Ontology annotation, cellular component: nucleus. Gene Ontology annotation, biological process: regulation of DNA-templated transcription. Gene Ontology annotation, molecular function: transcription cis-regulatory region binding; DNA-binding transcription factor activity, RNA polymerase II-specific. The transcript has 2 exons. The record is from RefSeq and is a predicted model, not a curated record. NCBI's taxonomy places the organism in Eukaryota, Fungi, Ascomycota, Sordariomycetes, Hypocreales, Hypocreaceae. The coding region runs from base 1 to 1302 and encodes 433 amino acids.
AUGAAGCUAGCAUGGAUCUUUUACUUCUGUGUACCUGGGAAGCAUCAAUACUUCCUCAUGUUACAAUUCUGUAUUAACAUGUGCCAUGAGUUGAGACUGGACUCGAACGAAAAGGGAAGGAGAGGUCUAGAGACGCCCCAAAUUCAGAGGAGAGCACGAAAUCCGGCAGAUAUGAGAGCUCUUCUUGGUACAUUUUACUUAUCAUCUACUUUAUCAAUGGUGUUGAGAAAACGAACGAUUAUGCACUACACAUCAUAUAUGGAGGAUUGCUGCAUGUCUCUCACACUAGGGAAAGACGUUCCUAGCGAUCAGUUGAUCAUGCCAUUUGUGGAAAUUCAGGUUCUUCAAAGGAAGAUCAGCGACACUUUCUGCUACCACGAUGUAUCUACCUGCGACAUAAGAGGCGAGCGCAUACUCCAGAUCACCGUUGAUUCUUUCUCUCGAGAAGUUGAUGGACUUAAGAAGGGCAUUGGCUCAACAAACAAAAAUACUAUUCUGGUCAAACAUCUUCACUUCCUGGAAGUCUGGAUUUAUGAAGUCGCCCUCUAUAAAGAGCUUUGGCAAAGCACUUUCGUGCCUGUUCAAGUCACUCAACCAGAGAAUAACCUCUCGACCCAGUUCUCAAUGCAACGGACUAAUAUGCUGUGGCAGCUAGUCGCAGCAACGCACCUAUUUCAUGAUUGGUGUCUUUCUGUUGAGAAUGCUGAGCUACUUCAAUUCCCAUUCUCUUGGUGGACAGAACUUUCUUAUGUCUUUAUUGUUCAAGUCAAGACUGUUUUCCUUGACUCUGAGACAGAUAUUACAGGACAAGAACAGAUGAAUUUACAGCAAUAUCACCAAGCAGAAUCGCUAAAAGCUGACUUCAGAAGAGCUGCUGAAAAGGAAGUUAUAAUACCUCAUAUGCUGGAUAUGUAUAUGCGGAAAUUGGCCACAGUGACCACGCAGGUUAUUGAUGAUGACGGCGACAGAGACAUGGUAUAUUUUUUUGGAGCUAUGCUUAAAAGCAUACAAUCUGGGUAUGAAAGCCGAAAUGGGGCUGAGAAUAGACAUGCCCCGGAGCAACUUGAAAUGCAGCAAGAAAGGUUAUCCCUUUCACAGCUGCCGUAUCCGGAAGUCAGGAGUACAGACAUGCAUAAACCGAUGCCGCCAGCAGUAACCACAAAUCAUGUGGAGCUAGGAAUAGGUGAACCGCAUAGUUCUUCUACAGGCCAACUAAACUUGCAAUUCGACUUGGCCCAACCUGGAUUUGAUGACUUUGUUUGGGACACAAUAAUGAAUGAAUUCUCAUUCUUUACACCCUAG